AUAAAUAGUACAUCCAGUUAUUACGCUUAUAACAAUUUUAAGGCCUAAACGUCAUUUAUCUCUACUUGGCCCCUCCCUUGCGCUCUCAACUAACAAAACAAAUCUGCGUGUUUUUUUUGUCCUGUUCUGCUGCUGUUUCUUAUGUCUGAACUGAUGACGAGUUGAAAAUGGCGGAUCUUUCGAAAUCCAACCCCGGCCUGAAAUAGUCACGCAGCUUUAAAGUCACUAACACAGGACUCAACUAAAGAACGUUUACCAAAUAUCCCGUCUGUAUAUAUUUAUGAAAUAGUGUGACUUUUAAAGAGUUAUUUUUCCAUGGCAACCAAAUGUAAAGGGAACCGGGCGCGUCGAAAAUCAACAAACUCGACUCGAUCUGGAAACUGACAGACUCGGACUCAUUGCUCGGACUGCCCUGUUCGGCGUUCACAUUAUUAACUAUUGAGUGUUUUCAGUAACUCUUCAAGAUGGAUGUGGUAUCACCUGAGCUCAACAGCCUCCUCCCUGAUGAGAUUAUGGAUACUGAAGCUAUCACAGUGGAAGAGGAACUCCCUGCCGAGCAUCUUGCUCCUCAUUCCCGGUCUGAAUCGGAGCCAGCUCAGGUUCCUAUGGAAACCGAGGUUCCUGAAAUCGUCAGCCUGUGUCCGACCACGUCAGCUACGCAGAUGACCUCGACCUCCAGCGACGCCCAGUGUAGCACCAGCUCGGGAACUCAACUCCUCCUAACUCACUCUGGCCUUGUGGCUGGCACCACCGCCCCUGCCAAAACCACCAGCCCUGCUGUGACUCAAAGCCUCUCCAAAAUCUCCAGCAUCACCGUCCCGGCCAACCACCAGGUCAUCUUUAACAAAGUGGCCACCUCCCCGUCUGCCGAUGGCAAGACUGCUGUGCUCAAGUCGGAGGGCCAGAAACUGUUGGUUGCAGGCCUAAGUAAAACAGGGCAGCCUAUAAUGUUGGCUCUGCCACAUACUUGGAAUAAACCUGCCACGACAGGAGCAGGAGAUGCCAAGGUCCAGCCGACUCAGAUCAAAAUGGUGACCACAGUAGGAAAGCCUGUAAUAGCCGUGAGCUCGGCCAGUCAACUGCUGGGUACGUCCACACCACUGCAAGCCCACCAGCUGAAGAACCUUCAGAUCACAAAGAAGCCUCAGGUGUCUACAGCUGGACCAAUGAUAACAAAGCUCAUCAUUACAAAGGCUUUGAACAAUAAAGGACUGACCAGCCCAGCAUCAGCAACACCUGUAGUGACUGGACGGGUUGUUACCCAGAGCACCCCACUGACACCUCCACGUGCCAUUGGUGAGACCGUCAGCACUGUGUCGCAGAAUGCUACUGGCAACAGCAAAGUGGCCAUCUCACCUCUUAAGUCUCCUAGCAAGCUGACCGUUGUUUCGGUGGCCAGUCAGUCUUCAAACUCACCCCAGAAAUCUGUGACGCUGCCGCUCAAUAUGGCUCUGGGCCAGCAGAUCCUCACCGUCCAACAGUCUGCUGUCACCUCGCCAGCCAAAACGGGAACCAGCCAAUCCACUGCACAGGCUGUAAAGCCAAUGCAGGGGGUUACUGUGACAGGCACAUCCCAGUUUAAGACCAUCAUUCCCCUCACCACACCGCCCAAUGUACAACAGAUUCAGGUUCCUGGCAGCCGUUUUCAUUAUGUGCGACUGGUAACGGCCACAACCGGCAACAGCACUAUGCAGACGGGCGCCAGCACCAACACAAACCCUUCUAUCCAAUCAGCCAAGCCUGUGAUGAUGAACGCUGCCGUACGGAUGUCCGUACCCAUCGUCCCAGCACAGACUGUUAAACAGGUAGUACCCAAGCCCUUGACGUCGUCAGCUCAGGUGGUGACCACCAGUCAGACCCCUCAGCGCCUCAUCAUGCCAGCCACACAUCUUCCUCAGAUUCAGCCCAACCUGACCAGCCUGCCCCCGGGAACUGUGCUCACCCCUGCCCACGGCUCCGGAAACAUGGGAUAUGCAGUGUUGCCGGCCCCGUACGUCACGCAGAUUCCCCAGCCUACAUUCGUCACUUUAAGCAGCAGCUCCACCUUCUCGACAAAUACACCCAUACAGACACAAGCCAGACUUUCGGUCAACGGUCUUGCAACGUCGGAAGCAACAUCCAGGCCGAGAAAACCCUGUAACUGCACACGGUCACAGUGUCUGAAAUUGUAUUGUGAUUGCUUUGCCAACGGGGAGUUCUGUAAUAACUGCAACUGUGUCAAUUGCUUCAACAACCUCGGUCAUGAGAGCGAUAGACUAAAGGCAAUCAAGGCUUGUUUAGACCGAAACCCAGUGGCCUUCAAGCCCAAGAUUGGCAAAGGCAAAGAAGGCGAGUCGGACAGGAGACACAGCAAAGGCUGCAACUGCAAAAAAUCCGGAUGUCUGAAGAACUACUGCGAGUGUUACGAGGCCAAGAUUAUGUGUUCGUCCAUUUGCAAAUGCAUGGGCUGCAAGAACUUCGAGGAGAGUCCAGAGAGGAAGACACUGAUGCACCUGGCGGACGCCGCAGAGGUGCGAGUCCAGCAGCAAACCGCGGCCAAAACCAAACUGUCCUCGCAGAUCUCAGAUCUGCUCACCAGAACAACACCAGCCAUCACCAGCGGAGGCGGAAAGUUGCCGUACACAUUCGUCACUAAGGAAGUGGCCGAGGCGACGUGCGACUGUUUGCUGGAGCAGGCCGAACAGGCGGAGCUCAACAACCAAUCUCAGGCCAUGGCCGAACGUCUUGUCCUGGAGGAGUUUGGCCGGUGCCUAAAGAGAAUCAUCAGUUUCGCAGGCAAAGCCAAGACUGACUGCACCAUUAACUGUUAGAUCCGAGCCGUGACCGACAACCCUACCUGUUGGGUGUAAUGCAAAUGGCUUGGGCCUAGGCACUGAAUCCAAGCACCAGUAGUUUGCUUUGACUUGUGGGUCGGCAAAGGGAAUUUUCACUCGCCCCACUUAUGGAUACAAGGGGCUAUCCAAUAAAGAGCGAAAACCCAGAA
Misgurnus anguillicaudatus (oriental weatherfish) is the source of this 2983-nucleotide messenger RNA. It is a transcript of the gene lin54, whose product is annotated as lin-54 DREAM MuvB core complex component. The record is from RefSeq and is a predicted model, not a curated record. Gene Ontology annotation, biological process: regulation of DNA-templated transcription. Lineage: Eukaryota; Metazoa; Chordata; Actinopteri; Cypriniformes; Cobitidae. Gene Ontology annotation, cellular component: nucleus.